ACCCACUAGUAAAUAACAAGACACACUAAUAAUUUAAGUUAAAAAAACAUAAACGCGUCUAUAAAAUUUCCUCUCUGCACUUGAGGAAGAAGACAGUGUUUGAGAGAGAAACAAAAUCUCUGUUAUUUUCCAUAUACAUGAAUUUUCAGAUUUGGAGUUUGAUUCAGUAAGUGUUGCUUCUUCUGAAUCAACCAAACCAUCACUCUCUCUGAUUCACCAAAACAAAACAAAAAAUGGUAAAUCCUCGUUUUCCUAUCUCCAGGAUCCGACCCUUCAGCUUCCCCUUCACACUCAUCGCUCUCUGCAUUUUCCUCACUCUCUCGUUUCUUUUCACUGCCCAUUCUUAUUCCUCUCAUCAACAGCAUAACUUGGAUUCUGAUGGUGGUUCUGUGCAUGGAUUUGAAUCGAUAAGGAGAUCUGUUUUAGCGUUGAAAACGGAUCCCCUUAAGCCUCGGUUGGAUCAGAUCCGAAAGCAAGCCGAUGAUCAUAAGUCUUUGGCUCUUACGUAUGCUUCUUAUGCACGAAAGCUCAAGCUUGAGAGUUCGAAGCUCGUUAGGAUUUUUGCGGAACUAUCACGAAACUUCUCGGAUUUGAUGAGCAAGCCUCAAUAUAGGACUCUUUUCAGCAAUGAUGCGAUCCCGAUUGAUGAAUCGGUAGUUCGUCAAUUGGAGAAGGAAGUGAAGGAGCGGAUUAAAACCACGCGCCAGGUGAUUGGUGAAGCCAAGGAGUCGUUUGAUAACCAACUGAAGAUUCAGAAGUUGAAGGAUACUAUUUUUGCUGUUAACGAGCAGUUAACGAAAUCAAAGAAGCAGGGUGCUUUCUCGAGUUUGAUUGCUGCCAAGUCCAUUCCGAAGAGUUUGCAUUGUCUAACAAUGAGACUGAUGGAAGAGCGGAUUGCUCAUCCGGAAAAGUAUACAGAUGAAGGGAAGCCUACUCCUCCUGAAGUUGAAGAUCCUAAUCUUUACCACUACGCGUUGUUCUCGGACAACGUUGUGGCUGCAUCUGUUGUGGUUAAUUCAGCGACAAAGAACGCGAAGGAACCAUGGAAACACGUGUUUCAUGUUGUGACUGACAAGAUGAAUCUUGGAGCUAUGCAAGUGAUGUUCAAGUUAAAAGAUUACAACGGCGCACACGUUGAAGUUAAGGCAGUUGAGGAUUACAAAUUCCUGAAUUCUUCUUACGUGCCGGUCCUUCGACAGCUCGAGUCUGCUAACCUACAGAGGUUUUACUUUGAAAACAAGCUCGAGAAUGCUACAAAGGACACAACAAAUAUGAAGUUCAGGAAUCCAAAGUAUUUAUCGAUAUUGAACCAUUUGAGAUUCUACUUGCCGGAAAUGUAUCCGAAGUUGCAUAAAGUGUUAUUUUUGGACGAUGACAUAGUAGUUCAGAAGGACCUUACUGGUUUAUGGAAGAUUGACAUGGAUGGCAAGGUGAAUGGAGCUGUAGAAACAUGUUUCGGGUCAUUCCAUAGAUAUGCACAGUACAUGAAUUUCUCGCAUCCUUUGAUCAAAGCUCGAUUUAAUCCAAAGACUUGUGCAUGGGCUUAUGGAAUGAAUUUCUUCGAUUUGGAUGCUUGGAGAAGGGAAAAAUGCACAGAAGAGUAUCAUUACUGGCAAAAUCUGAACGAGAACCGGACACUAUGGAAACUAGGGACAUUACCACCCGGGCUAAUCACAUAUUACUCAACAACGAAACCGCUAGAUAAAUCAUGGCAUGUUUUGGGACUUGGUUAUAACCCAAGCAUCAGCAUGGAUGAGAUUAACAAUGCAGCUGUGGUGCAUUUCAAUGGUAACAUGAAACCAUGGCUUGAUAUUGCAAUGACUCAAUUCAAACCACUUUGGUCUAAGUAUGUCGAUUACGAGUUAGACUUUGUUCAGUCCUGCAAUUUUGGUAUCUAAAAAUGGUUAAGUUUCUUCGCGUGUGAUGGUGAUGAUGUGUCGUGUACCCGCCGCAGCUGUUAUUUUAUGGUUAUUUUUUAAAAUAUAUAUAUUGCCUUAUACAUUUUUAGCUGAGAUUCUAGUUUUGCAAGAAAAAUUCUUGCUUUUUUAUCUAAUUGUAAAAUACUUUAGUAUAGUAAUUAGAACAUGUCUUCCUCUUAUUUAUUCAUAUUAUAAUGUGUAAUCAAUAAUUGUUAUGUUGAAGUUGUCAUUGAUCUUGAACAUUA
Messenger RNA from Lathyrus oleraceus (garden pea), 2164 nucleotides. RefSeq names its product galacturonosyltransferase 8. Lineage: Eukaryota; Viridiplantae; Streptophyta; Magnoliopsida; Fabales; Fabaceae. The coding region runs from base 234 to 1898 and encodes 554 amino acids. Gene Ontology annotation, molecular function: polygalacturonate 4-alpha-galacturonosyltransferase activity. The record is from RefSeq and is a predicted model, not a curated record. The transcript is spliced from 3 exons.